Messenger RNA from Charadrius vociferus (killdeer), 1161 nucleotides. RefSeq names its product synaptotagmin-6-like. Gene Ontology annotation, molecular function: calcium-dependent phospholipid binding; calcium ion binding; phosphatidylserine binding. The transcript has 6 exons. The record is from RefSeq and is a predicted model, not a curated record. Gene Ontology annotation, biological process: regulation of dopamine secretion; vesicle fusion; calcium-ion regulated exocytosis. Gene Ontology annotation, cellular component: axon; synapse. NCBI's taxonomy places the organism in Eukaryota, Metazoa, Chordata, Aves, Charadriiformes, Charadriidae.
AUGAUACAGAAGAGCUCUGUUAUACUCAACUUGCACAGCUUACAGAUGCCCUUUUUCAAUACCUGGAAAUAUGGGAUCUUGGCAUUAGCUAUCCUCUUGCUCCUGGUGGCCUUGACCAUCUUAACUUGCCAGAUGCGUUGGCUCCAGAAACGCAGCAGGACUGGAAAAAAGAAGAGAUGCCACAGCCAAGGCUGGGUUAGGAUAAAAGCAGAGAAUGGCAUUUGGGGGAAGAAAAUGCCACCAUUUCUGUAUGAUACCGCAAAACAGAGCAAUGCAGAUAUCAAGGCAAGUACACCGAUGCUAGGCAGGACAGAGGACCUCAGCAGCAUGGGCAGUGAUUUGGGGCUCCUGCCCCGCUCCCGAGGCACACUGAAGUUCUCUCUCCUCUACUGCAGAGAGCGAUGUGAGCUGCUUUUGACUGGCCUGGAGGCUUGGGGGCUGCCUAGCCAUGGGUGUGCCGAGUCCGCUGUCUGGGUCUGACUACUGAGGCAGGUCCCGUCCCACAUCCCUGGGCUCCAGUGCAUGGUCCAGGAGUGGCAAAGCCGGGUGGUGAAGAACUGCAGCAGGCCAGCCUUUGGAGACCACUUUGUCUUUUCCCUGCAGGAUGAUGAAGUAGAGAAGAGCACCCUGAAGCUGGAGGUUCAACGGUUCGACAAGUACUCCAGAAACACUGUGCUGGGGGAAGUCAGGAUCAUCCUGAGUGAAUUAAAGGCCUCCCAAAGCUUGGUUUUAUGUGAAGAGCUGCAGAAGACUACAAAGGACAUUGGGGGAGAAGUACUUGUGUCACUGAAGUGCCUUCCCAUCUCUCAGAGGAUAGAGGGUGGGCUGCUCAAGGCAAAAACUACAUCCCCUUGAAGCACUGCAGAUAAAAAUGUAUAUGUUUCCUGCAGUCACCACAGAAAAAAGCACCAGAAGUCCAGUCCAUGGGCCCACACCCCGCUCAUCAUCUUCAAUGAGACUUUCCUCUUCCACAUGCCUGAGCCUCCAGCGUGGGACUGUGUGGUCCUGGUCUCCAUUUAUUAAAUGGACUCAGACUCCAGGCAUCUCAUUGGACAGGCCACCCUGGGGAAGAGAAGAGCGAGCGAAGCAGCUGACCAUUGGGACCUCGUGAUAAAGUCCAUCCAGCAGCCUGUAGCUAAAUGGCAUCCUCUGUUCAUUUAG